AUGUAUCGAAGUCAAAAGAAGUGCACGCACGCACGCACGCAGAAGGUGUUGUUUUGUUGCACAGAUGAACAGCCUUCGCUUGUGGCGCUGAGCAGAGCAGGAGAGCCACCUUCAACCUUCGCGGCCAACUACAUACACGGCGCUAGUGUCGACGUAGAGCACAAAUUUGUUCCUGCAGCGGAGAGCGGAAGGCUUGCAGAUAUCACCCUCCCGAAGAAAGACUGCAAAGUCGGUGAAGUCGCCGACACGAAAUACCUUUCCCGUUUCAACAACCCCAAAUCUGCUUACAAAAUUGCACAAGCACAAGCAUAG
This is a messenger RNA of Pseudocercospora fijiensis CIRAD86, 312 nucleotides long. RefSeq lists its product as uncharacterized. The coding region runs from base 1 to 312 and encodes 103 amino acids. The record is from RefSeq and is a predicted model, not a curated record. The transcript has 4 exons. Lineage: Eukaryota; Fungi; Ascomycota; Dothideomycetes; Mycosphaerellales; Mycosphaerellaceae.